AUGGACAACCUCGACGAAUACCCGGCCAACAUGGCCCCGAAAGACGCAUUAAUUCUUCGUCAAGAUGCAAACCCUGCCCAUGCCGUUGAUACAUACAUGGGCGACGACCUCUUACGACCAAUGGUUGGUCCCCAAAACCCUCUCACAACUUCCCAGACAAAUCCUUUGAAGAGGAAAAAGAACGUCCUUACGGGCACUGCGACAGAAACGUAUGUUAGUGAGCACACGUUUCGAUCCCAACAUCAGCUAGUUGAGCGCAGGGGAGGCCCGCAGCGGGGCUAUCUCAGUGGCAUGGAGAUUAAGCAAACCAACGCCCAGCUCCGGUCAACACGUGAAAGCAAAGGCAAAUCUACGGUUGCUGAAGGUCCCGAUAGUUAUGUUGGCCCUUGGGCGCGGUACAAGAGGGAGGAAUUUGAGACAGUCGAUGAGCACGGGCAUCUUGCGACCGACGAAGAGUACGAAGUGGUUGAAGAAGAUGAUGGCGGGGGUGAUGUGGUUGAAAGUGGUACGGUCCUGAAGGCACCGGUAGACUCCCUCGCGCGAAGAAAAGAUAUUUCUGAGCUUGGAAAGGAAGCAACUAUCUUCCACGGUUCGCGGGAAUUUGAUUACCAGGGUCGCACCUACAUGCAUGUCCCCCAAGACUUAGAUGUCGAUCUGCGCAAGGAGCCUGGAAGCAUCACGAAUUACAUACCCAAACGACAGAUAUAUGCUUGGAAAACUCACACCAAAGCUAUCACUGCGUUGCGCCUUUUCCCUAGGUCGAGCCACCUUUUACUCUCCGGUUCUGCGGACACAUCAAUUCGGAUUUGGGACUGCUAUCAUGACAGAGAGUUGUUGCGAUCGUACUCCGGCCAUACCAAAGCUCUUUCAGACCUGUCUUUCAGUUACGACGGAACGAAUUUCAUCUCUGCCUCAUGGGAUAGGUUGAUCAAACUCUGGGACACCGAGUCGGGCAAGUGCAUUUCAAAGUUUACCACUGGGAAGACUCCACAUGUGGUGAAAUUUAACACCAAUGCCGUUGAUCAUAGGAAUGAAUUCCUGGCGGGUAUGUCAUCGGGUCAAAUUCUACAGUUCGACGUACGGUCGGGGAACGAGAUUGUUCAGGAUUACAAUCAUCAUCUUGCGGCUGUGAAUACCCUUGAGUUCAUUGAAGGCGGUGGGCGGUUCCUAUCCACGUCAGACGACAAAUCGGUGAGGGCAUGGGAUUGGGGCAUUCCCGUUCCCGUGAAGUAUAUCAUGCCCGAAGUCGACAGCUUUCCGCUCACGCGCAGCACGCUUCACCCUAACGGAAAAUAUGCGAUAUAUCAAAGCUCCAACAACGAAGCCCUCGUAUAUUCAACAGGUGAAAAGAUUCGCCAGAGUAGGAAGAAAUUUUUCAGGGGUCACCAUACUGCUGGAACAGCCAUCGAUAUCUCUGUUAGCCCGGACGGACAAUUCCUUGCGAGUGGCGAUUCUGCGGGUUAUUUGGUGGUCUGGGAUUGGAAAACUUGCAAAAUGCUUCAUAAAAUGAAAGCAGGGACGGAAGCGCUCACAUGUGUGAGGUGGUCUGAACAAGAGACGAGCAAAGUAUUCACCGGAAGCCAUGAUGGACAAAUCAGAUUAUGGGAUUGA
Molecule: messenger RNA, 1611 nt
Organism: Parascedosporium putredinis
Lineage: Eukaryota; Fungi; Ascomycota; Sordariomycetes; Microascales; Microascaceae
Source: the annotation of a GenBank genome assembly